CCUGCCCCCGGACAUUCUCCCGUUAUCUCUAUCCUCCCUAGCCUACAUACGUGCAUGAGCACUAGCUGCUGUUCAGGAGCUGAGCUAAUUGGUUUUAAAGUCUUUUCCUUAUCUUUUCCCCUGGCAGGCAGUAGCUGUGUAGCAGCAGUGUGCCUAUGCAGACGGAGGGAGCAGUGACCAGAGACAGGGUGUCCUCACCAUGGCCCACAUUCAGCCUCUGGCCGAAGUCAAGGACUGGUUCCGGAUCCGCAGCCUCCUGGCCCGACAGUGCCUGGCAGAGUUUCUGAGUGUGUUUGUGCUCAUGCUCCUUACCCAGGGGGCUGUGGCCCAGACCAUCACCAGUGAAGAAACCAAGGGCAACUUCUUCACCACGUUUCUGGCUGGCUCUCUUUCUGUCAUAAUAGCCAUCUACGUGGGUGGAAAUGUCUCAGGAGCCCACCUGAAUCCAGCCUUCUCCCUGGCCAUGUGCCUCUUGGGACGACUCCCCUGGGCCAAGCUCCCCAUUUACUGCUUGGUGCAGCUGCUAUCUGCUUUCUGUGCCUCCGGAGUCACCUAUGCUCUCUACUAUGAUGCUCUACAGAACUAUACAGGUGGGAAUCUGACAGUGACUGGCCCCAAGGAGACAGCCUCCAUCUUUGCCACCUACCCUGCACCUUAUCUGUCCCUGAACAAUGGCUUCCUGGAUCAGGUUCUGGGCACCGGGAUCCUGAUUGUGGGGCUCUUGGCCAUCCUGGACACACGGAACAAGGGAGUGCCUGCAGGUCUGGAACCCAUAGCAGUGGGGCUGCUGAUCCUGGUCAUUGAGCUAUCCAUGGGUGUCAACUGUGGGGUCCCACUCAACCCUGCCCGGGACCUGGGCCCACGGCUUUUCACCUACCUGGCUGGCUGGGGCCCUGAAGUCUUCAGUGCUGGUAAUGGCUGGUGGUGGGUGCCUGUGGUGGCCCCUCUGGUGGGGGCCACACUUGGCACAGCUACAUACCAGCUGCUGGUGGCUCUCCACCACCCUGAGGACUCAGAGCCAGCUCAGGAUCUAGAGUUUGCCCAACAUAAAGCUUCAGACUUGGAAACUCCUGUCUCAGCUAAGAUGCCGGAGUGUAAGCUAUGAUUCUGACAUGACAGCCCUCACCUCCUUCAUGGACACUGGAGAGGGCCAGAGACCCAGCCCUGGUGACAAGACAUUCUUUCUCUUUAUUAAUACACCAGGCUCUGGGCAGCUUUUCUGUUUACUUAUCUAGGCAUCGCUUCCUCCUAACCUGGGGAGGAUGCCUGGACAGGGAGAACUGGAGGAUAAAGUCCGGGGACCCAGGAUCUUCAUCCCUUUACCCCAACCGCAAAGCAGGUUUUCAGACCCUGAGGACUUCCAGGAACGUAGUUCGUCAAAAUAACCGCCAGAGGGUGCGCGGCCUGGGAGCCGGAUUAGGAAGGCUACGGGAAUCCGCAGGGUAGUGGGGACAGACCAUCCAGUGGAGGGCAUAACCCUGGGGACUUCCUCCAAAGCUUGGUCCCCACUGCCUGACUCCUAGCUCUCGUAACCUCAGCGCCUCCCGCCUUUACCCUCACUGGGGCGCCUCCCCUAGAUUCAGCCACCCCCAUGUAGUAGUUAGGGGUGGGGAAACUGUCUCCUCCAA
This is a messenger RNA of Diceros bicornis minor, 1628 nucleotides long. RefSeq names its product aquaporin 10 (gene AQP10). The record is from RefSeq and is a predicted model, not a curated record. NCBI's taxonomy places the organism in Eukaryota, Metazoa, Chordata, Mammalia, Perissodactyla, Rhinocerotidae. The transcript is spliced from 6 exons. Gene Ontology annotation, biological process: glycerol transmembrane transport; water transport. Gene Ontology annotation, molecular function: urea transmembrane transporter activity; glycerol channel activity; water channel activity. Gene Ontology annotation, cellular component: plasma membrane; basolateral plasma membrane. Bases 200 to 1105 code for a protein of 301 amino acids.